GAAAGCCUUAUACUGAAUUCAUAGACGGAGAUCUAGUAAGUCGUAUUUCCAUCUAUAUCGCUCUCAAUCAUCAUUAUGAGACCUAGCAUUAAGCACGGUUGCUCCUCUUUUGGAACCAUCAAACGUGGUCACACAAGUGGUCAUUCUGCCAAUGUGUUUGGCCAUUCGUCGGCAGGUCAUCAUGGAGGAUCUCAUCUCACCUCUCAUCAUGGUGGAGCACAUGUAUCCCAUCAUGGUAUUUCCCAUCAUCAUGGAGGUUCUAAUCUCUCUCAUCAUAAAAGUUCCCAUCUCUCUCAUCAUGGAAGUUCCCACCUCUCUCACCAUGGAGGCUCCCAUCUCUCUCAUCAUGGAAGUUGCCAUCCCUCUCAUCAUGGAAGCUCCCAUCUCUCUCAUCAAGGAGGCUCUUUUCUUUCUCAUCAUGGAGGAUCCCACAUCUCCCACCAUGGUGGAUCAAAUCUGACCAGUCAUGGGUCUUCAAAUAUGUCCCAUCAUGGAAGCUCCCACCUGACCCAUUAUGGAGGAGGUCCUCAUUUAAGUUUUCAUAGGGGAUCACACCUUUCACAUCAUAAAUCUCAUCUUAGCUCUUCUCAUCAUGGAAGCCCUACCAAAAUGGAUCAUGGAAGCUCUCAUGCGUCCUGUCAUGGAGGGUCUUUUAAGAUGAAUCAUGAAGGAAGUCACAUAUCCCAUCACGGAGGCCAUCACAAAUCAAUGAGUGCCCAUGGAGGAUCAAGUUCCAAGUCAGUUUCAUCUUCUAAGCAUUCCUCUAUGAAUCAUCACAAAGGCCAUAGUCAUGGUUCACACUUUAGUAGCCAUGGCAGUUGGAAAAAUGAUGGUUUCCUCAGCAACAAUGAGAAAGGAACCAUGCAAAUGCUGAAUGAGCGCUUGUCUACCUAUCUGGACAAAGUUAGUGCUCUAGAACAGGAGAAUGCCGAGCUGGAAAGGAAGAUCUGUGAAUGGUAUGCAAACAAUGCUCCUAGUUCACUGCCUGACUCAAGCCAGAAUUUCAGGAUAAUAUCAGACCUCCAGAAUCAGAUUGCCGCAGCUACUAUGGAGAAUGCCAGAAUUGUCCUGCAGAUUGACAAUGCUAGACUUGCUGCUGAUGACUUCCGUGAUAAGUAUGAGAUGGAACUGAAUAUAAGCAAUAAUGCUGAGGCUGAUGUGAAUGCUCUGCGCAGAGUCCUAGAGGGACUAAACCGUGAAAACUGUGAUUUGGAAAUGCAAGUUCAGAGCCUCCAGGAGGAACUGCAGGAAAUGAAGAGGAAUCAUGAUGAGGAAGUAAACUGUCUCCGUGCUCAGCUGGGGGCCAGAAUUAAUGUGGAACUGAAUGCUGCUCCAUCUAUUGACCUUAAUAAGGCCCUGGCUGAAAUCCGUGAUGAAUAUGAAAACCUAAUGGACAGAAACCUAAGAGAUACAGAAAAUAUGUUUAGACAAAGGAGUGAAGAGUUGAAUCGUCAAGUAAUUUCUGGUUCUGAGCAACUUCAGUCUGUACAAACUGAGGUCAUUGAGCUUAGGCGUACUGUGCAGACCCUAGAGAUUGAACUGCAGACCCAGCGAAGCAUGACAUCAGCUCUAGAAAACACCUUGGCAGAGACACAAGCUACCUACUCUUCUCAAAUUGCUCAGUUACAAGCUAUGAUCAAUAAUAUUGAGUGCCAGCUUGGCGAACUCAGAUCUGACCUAGAACGUCAGAACUAUGAAUAUAAGAUCUUGAUGGACCAGAAGACCCACCUGGAGAUGGAAAUUGCUACCUAUAAACGCCUCCUUGAAGGACAUGACAUCCAUGUUUCAGACUAUGAGAUGUCAAGCGGAAAACAUGGUUCUCACCACAAAGUGGUCCAUCAUACCACUGAGCAUCACCAUGAAACCAAAUGUUAACAUCUAUAUCGGAACUGUUUUGGAAAAACAUGAAGACCUUAGAAGAUACAAAAA
Molecule: messenger RNA, 1929 nt
Organism: Rana temporaria (common frog)
Lineage: Eukaryota; Metazoa; Chordata; Amphibia; Anura; Ranidae
Product: keratin, type I cytoskeletal 19-like
Exons: 8
Coding region: 76-1875 (599 amino acids)
Molecular function (GO): structural molecule activity
Source: RefSeq, a predicted model, not a curated record